AUGAUCGUACUCGCAUCCAGCUCUGGAAGCCGGUUGGAUUUCGUGUCUCAGUCCAGGGUGUUUUUCUUGCAAACCUUCAUUUGGAUUUUAUGUGCUACAGUGUGCAAAGCGGAGCAGUAUUUCAACGUGGAGGUAUGGUUACAAAAGUAUGGCUACCUUCCACCAAGUGACCCUCGAAUGUCGGUGUUGCGCUCUGCUGAAACCAUGCAAUCAGCUAUAGCUGCCAUGCAGCAGUUCUAUGGCAUUAAUAUGACAGGAAAAGUGGACAGGAACACAAUUGACUGGAUGAAGAAACCUCGAUGUGGUGUGCCUGACCAAACAAGAGGUAGCUCCAAGUUUAACAUUCGUCGGAAACGCUACGCAUUAACAGGACAGAAAUGGCAGCACAAACAUAUCACUUACAGCAUAAAGAACGUCACUCCAAAAGUAGGUGAUGCUGAAACUCGUAAAGCCAUUCGCCGUGCCUUCGAUGUGUGGCAGAAUGUAACCCCUCUAACAUUUGAAGAAGUUCCUUAUAUUGAAUUAGAAAAUGGCAAGAGAGACGUGGAUAUUACUAUUAUUUUUGCAUCAGGUUUUCAUGGGGACAGUUCUCCCUUUGAUGGGGAGGGAGGAUUUUUAGCUCAUGCUUAUUUUCCUGGUCCUGGAAUUGGGGGAGACACUCAUUUUGACUCAGAUGAGCCAUGGACUUUGGGAAAUCCCAAUCAUGAUGGAAACGAUCUCUUUCUAGUUGCAGUGCAUGAGCUUGGACAUGCUCUGGGCUUGGAGCACUCUAAUGACCCCACUGCAAUCAUGGCUCCAUUUUACCAAUAUAUGGAAACUGACAACUUCAAACUACCUAAUGACGAUUUACAGGGCAUCCAGAAGAUAUACGGUCCACCUGACAGGAUACCACCACCAACCAGACCUCUGCCAACAGUGCCCCCACAUCGUUCAGUCCCUCCAGCAGACCCCCGAAAGAAUGACAGACAACCUAAACCUCCCCGGCCACCCACUGGUGACAAACCUUCCUAUCCUGGAGCCAAGCCUAACAUCUGUGAUGGGAACUUCAACACUCUGGCUAUUCUUCGCCGGGAAAUGUUUGUUUUUAAGGAUCAGUGGUUUUGGCGAGUCAGAAACAACAGGGUGAUGGAUGGAUACCCCAUGCAGAUUACUUACUUCUGGAGGGGACUGCCUCCCAGCAUUGAUGCAGUUUAUGAAAACAGUGAGGGGAAUUUUGUCUUCUUUAAAGGUAACAAGUUCUGGGUUUUCAAGGACACUACUCUCCAGCCAGGUUAUCCUCAUGAUUUGAUAACACUUGGCAGUGGAAUUCCUUCCCAUGGCAUUGAUUCAGCAAUUUGGUGGGAAGAUGUUGGAAAAACCUACUUCUUCAAAGGAGAUAGGUACUGGAGAUACAGUGAAGAAAUGAGAUCCAUGGACCCUGGUUAUCCCAAACCAAUCACAAUUUGGAAAGGUAUCCCAGAAUCUCCUCAGGGAGCCUUUGUCCACAAAGAAAAUGGCUUCACAUAUUUCUACAAAGGAAAAGAGUACUGGAAAUUCAAUAACCAGAUGCUCAGGGUGGAACCUGGCUAUCCCAGAUCCAUCCUCAAGGAUUUUAUGGGUUGUGACGGACCAACAGAUCGAGAUAAAGACCGACACAGCCCUCAAGAUGAUGUUGACAUUGUCAUCAAACUGGACAACACAGCCAGCACUGUGAAAGCCAUAGCCAUCGUCAUUCCCUGCAUCCUGGCCUUGUGCCUCCUUGUCUUGGUUUACACUGUGUUCCAGUUCAAAAGGAAAGGAACACCCCGCCACAUACUGUACUGCAAACGCUCUAUGCAAGAGUGGGUGUGA
Messenger RNA from Cinclus cinclus, 1830 nucleotides. RefSeq names its product matrix metallopeptidase 16 (gene MMP16). Gene Ontology annotation, biological process: extracellular matrix organization; collagen catabolic process; skeletal system development. The transcript is spliced from 10 exons. Bases 1 to 1830 code for a protein of 609 amino acids. Gene Ontology annotation, molecular function: zinc ion binding; metalloendopeptidase activity. Lineage: Eukaryota; Metazoa; Chordata; Aves; Passeriformes; Cinclidae. Gene Ontology annotation, cellular component: extracellular matrix. The record is from RefSeq and is a predicted model, not a curated record.